Molecule: messenger RNA, 1789 nt
Organism: Quercus robur (English oak)
Lineage: Eukaryota; Viridiplantae; Streptophyta; Magnoliopsida; Fagales; Fagaceae
Product: probably inactive leucine-rich repeat receptor-like protein kinase At5g48380
Exons: 2
Coding region: 389-1690 (433 amino acids)
Biological process (GO): protein phosphorylation
Molecular function (GO): protein kinase activity; ATP binding
Source: RefSeq, a predicted model, not a curated record
UUUGAUUCGUUGAGAGCUGAUUACCCACACUUUAAUUCCUGUUAUCAUCCAAAUGAGUACGUUGUUUUUUGGAUUGAUGCUUAAUGCUUCUACAACCAAAAGAUGUUACAAUUUAAUUUCUUUUUUGGUAUAAUUAUUAUUCCAUCUAAUUCCUUUCAUCUUAUUUCUUCGUGUCAAUACUCAUGCUGCUAAACUAUCAAUCGCAAAUGGUUUUAGUUUUACUCUCCAUUCUUGUCUGAUCAGAUUGAUAUCUCUUGGGACUUGGAAGACCCACUCAAUUUCUUAACCUCUUCUUGGACUCUCGGCUACUGGAAUCCUUAAGCAACUCACUCAGUUCAUUUGGCUAAGAAUUCGAAUCUUUACUUCUUUAGUGUUCGACUUUGUCAUUAUGUCUGUGCCUGAGAGCGAUGUAAAUAAAAGUGGACUUUGUGGAGGGCCAUCGGAUUCAUGCAAAAAUCAUAGAUGGGCUUUCGAAGUUUCUUUCAAAAGUGGGUUUCUAGUUGGUUUUGUGGUUUUUGUUAUAUCAUAUACAGUUUUUUUUACGCACUAUUUUAAUCUUUGGGUGGGAUCAAAGAAGAGAAGUAAGAAGAUGCGAACAAGCACAACAGUGUUGACAGCGAGCAGGAAGAAGAAGGGUAAAGAAAUUGAUCAAGUUACCCAAUUGCCAAUCCUUGGCUUCGAUCAAGAAAAAAACGGAGAGAUUUUCAAGUUGGAGAGAAUGGUUACCAAAAUGAGCCUUACAGAACUUCACGAGGCAACUGGCAAUUUUAACACAAGCAAUAUCAUUGGAUUGGGAAAGUUCGGAAUGAUGUACAAGGGAAUGCUUCCAAAUGGUCGGCCCCAUGCGAUUAAGAGGUUACAUGAUUCCCAAUCUUUUGAGAGACAAUUUGUCUCUGAGCUUUUGGCUCUAGGUAUAUUGAAACACAAUAACAUAGUUCCCCUAUUAGGAUACUGUAGAGAAAGGAAGGAAAAGCUUUUGGUGUAUAGAUAUAUAUCGAAUGGUAACCUUUAUGAUUGGCUACAUGCAGCGAAACGUAGGACUAAGAUCUUGGAAUGGCCUUUGAGGAUUAAAAUUGCCAUUGGAAUAGCAAGAGGCCUAGCAUGGCUUCACCAUGAUUGCAAUUUCCGUGUGGUCCAUCUCAACUUGAGUUCAAACUCUAUCUUACUUGAUCAUAAUUUUGAGCCUAAAAUAUCGAAUUUUGGUGAGUCAAUAAUAUCGAAUUUUGGAGGGGAAAUGUUCAAGAACCUAAGAGGCAAUAGCAUUUUUAUAGGUAGUGAUGUUUGGGAGUUGGGUUAUGUAAAAAAGGAUGUCUAUGACUUUGGAAUUUUGCUUCUGGAGCUAAUUAUAGGGAAGGAAUCCAUUGAAAUUAAUAAUUUUGCCAACAAUUCCAAUGGGAGUUUGGUUGACUGGAUUGCUCAUCUUUUCACUAGCUCUUCUAAUCUCUACAAUGUGAUUGAUGAAUCUUUGAUUGGCCGAGGAUUUGAAGAUGAAAUCUUUGAGUUACUUAGAAUUGCAUAUACUUGUCUUAAUCUCUUUCCUAGUCAAAGGCCAACAAUGCUUGAACUAUACCAUACAAUUCAUAUUUUUGGGGAGAGAGAUCGCCUCACAAGUAACUUUGAGAUAUUGAGGCAGUCUAAAAUUGCCACUGCAAGUACCUCUGGUGAAAUCGUAGAGGUUGAAAUUACAUAGGCAAAUUACAGCAUGGCAUCCUAAGUCUGAAACAGAUUUGGAUUUAUGUUUGUUUUCUAUAAUAAUCUUUUAUUGUCCUUUACUGGUUUUUUAUUUUCU